AGGGGGUACACUGCGGUGUCCCCUGGCUGUCCUGCUCAACCUAAAACCGUUUCUAAACAAAAGCUGUUUAACGCUGAACAGGUGGGGAUAAAGAGGAUCACCGGGCGACAACAUACCAACUCACGUACUAUGUGAGCCGCCGUCGGGCAUCUUUGUCCACUACUAACGGCUAACUAGCGUGUGUAGGAGAGUAGCAACAGCAGCCGUCAGCAGCAGAGCGUCCUGUCCGCGGCUUGUUAUCACAGAGCUGUAUUCCUUCCAGUUCUUUCAUCAUGGCACUGGCUGGAGUGAGAGUUAUUGAGCUGGCAGGCCUGGCUCCAGCACCGUUCUGUGGCAUGAUCCUGGCUGACUUUGGAGCCAGGGUGAUCCGUGUGGACCGGACCAAGGCCGCCAUGUCUUUGGACACACAAGCACGGGGCAAACAAUCUGUGGCCAUCAACCUGAAGACAUCAGAGGGUGUAGCCCUGCUCAGGAAGCUCUGUGUCCAGUCUGAUGUGGUCCUUGAGCCCUACCGAAAAGGUGUGAUGGAGAGGCUGGGCCUCGGUCCACAAGACCUGUUAAAGGAAAACCCUCGUCUGAUCUACGCUCGCUUGACUGGGUAUGGACAAAGUGGAUCUUAUGCCACCACAGCUGGACAUGACAUCAACUUCCUUGCCAUGUCAGGCCUUUUGUCCUGGAUGGGUCGCAGUGAAGAGAAGCCCUACUCUCCGCUGAAUCUGGUUGCAGACUUUGCAGGAGGUGGUCUCACCUGCGCCCUGGGGAUAGUCCUCGCGCUGCUGGAGAGGACAAGGUCAGGGAAAGGACAGAUCAUUGAUGCUUGCAUGGUAGAAGGAGCAGCAUAUGUAGGUUCAUUUGUAUGGAAAUCUCGUAGCAUUGGUAUGUGGGACCGUUCAAGAGGACAAAACCUGUUGGACAGUGGAGCGCCCUUCUACGACACCUACCAGACUUCAGACGGAAAGUACAUGGCUGUCGGUGCCAUAGAACCGCAGUUCUACAGACAGCUGCUGAAGGGCUUAGAGUUGGAUGCUGCAGAUUUGCCUCCUCAGAUGAGCUUCAGUGAUUGGCCGGAGCUGAGACGGAUCUUCACAGAGCGUUUUGCUUCAAAAACCCAGAAGGACUGGUCAGUGGUUUUCGAUGGGACUGAUGCCUGUGUUACACCUGUGUUGUCUUUCGAGGAGGUGAGCUCACACCCACAUAACCAGGAACGGGCUUCUUUCAUCAAGGACUCCACAGGGAAUGAAAGCCCCCGGCCGGCCCCGGUUCUCUCCCGGACUCCCGCAGAGCCUUGCCUCGCUGCAGACCCCGUAAUUGGGCAACACACAGUUGAGGUCCUAGAGGAGUACGGGUUCACAUCAGCAGAGAUCGACCAGAUGCGAGCAGCAGGGGUCGUAGAGUGUAGUGCUGCCAAAGCAAAGUUGUAGAAGAGCAUGAGUCAAAAGCUUGCCUGAAGCGUUAAGAUUUGGGGAAAACCACAUGGGAGAUGAGACGGACUUUAAUAAGACCAAUUAUGAGUUGUACUGUGAACAUAAUCAAUAUUACUGAUUGAUUUGGACAAUAAACAAAAUGAGAUACAGAGCACAUCUGAGGGAUUUGCACUAAGACCUGCAGUUACAUCAUGUCUAACACAACCAAGAAAGGAAAGUAAGGAAAGGAAAAACAGGUUUUCUUUUCAUGAGCGAGAAAUUCAAACUGAGAUGGUGAGAGAGCAUGAAGUACUUCCAUCUCACCCACGUGCAUUCAUUCUCUCAGGCCAGAGCAAGGUGAUAUACACAUGAGUCUCCUUGUCCCACACACUUACUUCUAGUGUAGUCGAGCCUUGACAGGACCAUGUGAAAGGCCAUCCUGGGCACUCUCCGAGCACAGGAUACAGUUUUGGGUUUGUCAGCUAGUCAUAGUCGUCAAUUUGAAGAACUGCCUCGUUUUUGGGAUUUUUUUUUUAAAAGGGGAAACAGUCUCAUGUGCCAACAGAAGUUUGUGUGCAAAGAUUGAUAAAUCAGCAGCACCAAAAAUGAGAAGUAAAUACAGAGUUUAUUGUUUUGCUCUCCCACCAGGGCCUCCAGGUUUUUGCACGCUGAUGCCUGAUGUCAACUGGAACUGACUGUGUUGUGUCGUAGUUUUAAUGUCUACUGGAAACAUAGAUAUACAUUUGCAGCUCAUGUAAUUGUAUAUUUAUGAUCGUUGCCUCUAAUUUUCUUUAUGCUCACUCAUUUUAAAUGUCAAUAUAAACGAUCUCACAGCA
Chelmon rostratus (copperband butterflyfish) is the source of this 2239-nucleotide messenger RNA. It is a transcript of the gene amacr, whose product is annotated as alpha-methylacyl-CoA racemase. The transcript is spliced from 7 exons. Lineage: Eukaryota; Metazoa; Chordata; Actinopteri; Chaetodontiformes; Chaetodontidae. Gene Ontology annotation, molecular function: alpha-methylacyl-CoA racemase activity. The record is from RefSeq and is a predicted model, not a curated record. Gene Ontology annotation, cellular component: mitochondrion. Gene Ontology annotation, biological process: bile acid metabolic process. Bases 273 to 1421 code for a protein of 382 amino acids.